UCAAAUAAAUCAGUCUAAAUUGUCAUUUAUUGUCACUUAAAAACAAACUUUUAAUCCUAAAUGACGGGACCAUUCUAAAAAAGGGUAGACGGAAAUUCAGGGUCAAAGUUCAACCGCACGGCGGGAUUUGAGAUGUUUAUUUUUCGGAGAAGUGAAAUCCAACUUUAGUUUAGUUCCCGUUUUUGCCUGUAACAAAUCAAACAUUCUUCAGUUUGCUAUUGACAAAAUUUCCUCAAAAUGCCUGUCAUCAAGUUGCAGCAUGUUGUGUCAUGCAGUAGCGAAGAUACGACCCACAAGGCAGACAACCUGUUAAAGCCAGAAAGCUACCGCAAAUGGAAAUGCGCUGAGAAUGCCAAAAGACACGCGUCUGUUAUCCUGCAGUUUGAGAAAGCCUCCCAGAUCCAUUCCAUCGAUGUUGGCAAUGAGAGCUCGGCAUUCGUGGAGAUCUUGGUCGGUCAUUCUACCUCCACUGCUUUGGAUGAUUAUCAGGUGGUCCUAGUGACGUCGUCGUUCAUGAGUCCCAUGGACAGCAAGAAUGGCAUUAACACCAACCGCGUCCGCAUGUUCGGACCGGACAAGCUGUCCAAAGCUGUCGCGGACAAGAAGUGGGACCGUGCCAAAAUAGUCUGCUCCCAACCCUUCAACAAGUUUCUGUCGUACGGCCUGUCUUUCGUCAAGUUUCAUGCGCCACCAACGGAGGAAGAAACAUCAUCUGGACAGCAUGGCCAACAAUCUCAGCAGACUACCUCCAAACUGGGCAUGUUCAAAUUGAAGGAAGACGCCAAAGCAUCCUCCAUCUCCCCGGGGAGUUUCUUCAAAAGCAGGAGCUCCAUAAAGGCAGACCCAGCGCCUCUAACAGGUGCUGCAGCAGUCCGUGCAGCAGCCACGGUAGCAGCGGCAUCUCUCACAAGCUCAGUCACAACAUCACAGGCGACUACCGCUUCAACGGCAUCUAACCAGACCCAGCAAAGAGCACCCAAGACAACCCCCUCCACCACCACACACAGACAGAGUGACACCAGGAGUGACACACCCCAGAAGACAACCCAGAAAAGGAGACUGUCAGAUGAGGACGAGGCGCCCUCCAAACGGGCGGACAGUAAGGUAGCGGCUGGAAGGAGAAACGACGCAGACAAAGAGAAGGGAAGGAGUAAAGCCCCACCCCCAAUGAAGAGUAGAGAGGAAGCGCCAAAAAAGCCAAAGUCCAAGCCCUUUGAGAGGCUGAUGGAGGGGGUGACGUUCGUCUUGAGUGGUUUCCAGAAUCCUCUCAGGGGUGACCUUAGGGAGAAGGCCAUGGAGAUGGGAGCCAAAUACCGGCCAGACUGGGGGCCUGGAUGCACGCAUCUCAUCUGUGCCUUUGCUAAUACACCAAAGUUCAACCAGGUCAAAAACAAGGGCAAGAUAGUCACCAAGGGCUGGAUUCUAGAUUCCUACAAGAAGAAGUCUCUACACCCAUGGAGGAGGUAUAGUAUGGUGACAGAGAGUGACGACGACGGCUCUAGCUACGAGGAGGAGAGCGAAACGGAUGAAGAGGAUGACUGGGAACCACCCAGGAGGAAGAAACCAUCGCCUCAGAAAGCCACGCCCAGCAAAGCCAUGCCGAAGAAUGCCACACCCAAAAAGGCCACACCCAAGAAAGCCACUCCCAAAGAUGCAGGGGAUGGGAAUAACAGUGACCAGGGAACGUCAGAGGCUGCUCAAAGGACAAAACCCUCCAAGCCUGAUGUCGAGGGAGACGACGAUUGCAGCACGACAGACAUUGACAGCGACACUGAGAAUGUUGUGAGGAGGGCUGCUGCAUCCAAGCAGCAUGACGACGUAUCGUCUGGAGGCGACACAGAGGAUGAACUCAGGAGGAUACGAGAAAAAGGAGCCACUGACGCCAAGGCAGCCGCCAAAGACAACUACGACAGCUCGACGGACGAAGAGACAUAUAUCCCAACGUCGAGCAAGCCAGAGGGCGCUACACCUUCCUUAAACGACAUCCCUGACUUGCCAGAUUUCUUUGCCGACAAGAUUUUCUUUCUGUACGGCAAAUUUGAUGCGGAGGAAAGGAGGCAGAUCAGCAGACUGAUCGUCACUUUUGAAGGGACUGUGGAGGACUACAUGACCGAUGAGGUAUCUUACGUGAUAACCAACUCAGAGUGGGAUGCAGACUUUGACAAGGCUUUGUCAGAUCACCCUGGGUUGUCGUUUGUCCGUCCCAAAUGGAUCUACGUCUGCUCUGAGAAAUCCAAGAUGGUGCCUUACCAACCCUACAUCGUGGUGCCAAGUUGAAAAAAGGAAGAUUUGAUAACAAAAAGUUUAAUAGUCAGUUUUGUACUGAAAUAGUUUUAACAAGGUCAGCGCGCCCUCAAUUGACAUAUUUUUGGGAAGGGGGUUCAUUAUACAGUCGGGUUUCGAAAAACAGAUACAAUAAUGAGUAUUUUCAUAGAGAUAAUGUUGUACUAUUAAACUAUUCAAAGUCUCAAAGAAACAAAUCUGCCAAAUAAACCAAUAAAUCAUUUUUUCCUGUGCCAACAGUGACUUUAGAGGAUAAUGAAAUCGGAGCAUAUACAUGUACAUCAUAUAGGACCUGCAUACAAUAACCAAGCCUCUUCAUUAGACCAUUGCAUUUUGUGCUUAUGCACACUCCUUAGGCCUUUUACAAAAAACGUGACACACAGACAUCAGACACAAAGACAACAGACAGACAGCUUAGGAUCUUUUGAUAUAGGAUAGGAUGCCAACUUGCAAGUCGCAGUUUAGAAGGGCCCAAGUAAUAUGGGGGCAGUUGAUGAGUGCAGUUGUAAGAAUAAUUUCACGAGAUGACGGAUGGAAUUGUUCCAUUCCACGAGGUGAAGCCGAGUGGAAUGGAACAUACCAUCUGUCAACGAAUUAAAAUAUUCUUUCCAUUGCAUGAAUGUGAAACAUUCCGGUUUUUUUUAUUCAAACAGCAGCUGAAUAAAUCCUUGUACUUGAUCUGUCUGGUAACUUGUAAACUGGUACUCUGUACAUCAUCAGAACUGUGUUAUAGCACAACCGAUAUGUGACUAAAUAAUGAAAGGUUUGCAGAAACACAGGAGAGUGCCUAAACUCUAGGAAAGUAAACACUCGAUGAAGUGUGAAGUUGCAUCCUGUGUGGAUGCCAAGUACGUAGCUGGGAUCCUAGAGCAAGCUUGGUGCCUGUGCGAGCUAUAGGUACCUGUGCAUGGAAGUUCAAUAUACCGUAGAAUGGAACUUCUAUUUUUGCCGUGUCGCUGCGCCGUUUAUCUGGACAAAUAAUUGAAUGAGCCACCAAUCAGAUGACUGUGAUUGAUUCAGGCGUUGUAUAAUACAGUAGAUUAUUUUUUAAAGUGCAUCAUGAAGUACAUAAGAAUGAGAAUACCAAAACUGUAGGAUGUCAUGAAGUGAUUGGAAUGAAAUUCACCAGAGUCAAAUUGUGCUCCACUAUUACAAGUUCACAGCCAAAAAACAUGUAUUCCUCAAGCCAGAAAUUCACAAAAUUGUUGAAUAAACUGUUUUUAAACGGUACAUGCAAACUCUGUUGUUCAGUUUGAAACUUUACAUUUUACGUGGUGAAUUGGGAAAGAAUGUAGUAUCCAGACGCCACGUCUUUGGUUGUGAACAAAGUCUAUUGGAGAGUUGAGUGCAUUUUCCAAAUUGGAACGUUUUCAGUCCCAGAUGCAUGUCUUUUCAACAUAUUUUGCAACGAUUGACCUUCAUUGAGAUAAUACAUGAUGAAAAAUGUGGCGUCAGGAUGCAACAUUUUUGUCCUUGAUUUGGAUGGAAUUUGACCACAAAACCAUGUUUUCAAAGUUCAAACCACGAAUACAGUAUUUCAGCAACUACACUGUAUUGUAGCGUAGACAGACCACAAGAAAACAAAACAGUCGCAAUGUCGAAUCAAUUUUUGCUGCAGUAACAAUAUUAAGUUUCAUUUAGUAAAUUA
Messenger RNA from Patiria miniata (bat star), 3931 nucleotides. Its product is annotated as DNA repair protein XRCC1-like. Gene Ontology annotation, biological process: double-strand break repair via nonhomologous end joining; base-excision repair; single strand break repair. Gene Ontology annotation, cellular component: nucleus. The coding region runs from base 238 to 2277 and encodes 679 amino acids. Gene Ontology annotation, molecular function: damaged DNA binding. The record is from RefSeq and is a predicted model, not a curated record. The transcript has 15 exons. Lineage: Eukaryota; Metazoa; Echinodermata; Asteroidea; Valvatida; Asterinidae.